CUGUUUCUUUUUGUCAGUAGUAAAUUAAUUAACGUUGCAAAAAUAAUAAAGCACUCGUCGCGAUUUGCAUUGAGAAAUUUCUGUUUUAUAGCUACGUAUAAUAAAUCAAAGUUGCGAAAUAAAAUGGAUAUUCCACUUACGGCUGUUCGGUUACACCGAAUGGUUCAUGGCUCUUCUGGCUUGCAGAGUCAUUUUCUUUCUCUGUUUAUGAUUGAAAAUACUGCUAUGAUAUGUUGUUGUUUGUUAAAUAAUGAAUAUUUUUUGGGUGGGAGUUCCAUUAAAUAAUUUCAUAUCGCAUCUAAGGAAAAGUAAAAAAAUAUAGUCAAAAAGGAAAAAAGAUAUUUUUAUACAUUAUCACACUAUUAAUUUAUUUGAAAAAUACAUAUGUCUAUGUUUUUAGAAUUAAUAACCUGAAUAUUCGUUAUUAUAAUAUUUAUCUUAAAUAACAAAUAUGAAUUGGUUAUGAAUCAGUUUGGUAAAUGAAGUUGUUAGAAGCUCGUUAUUAAAUUAAGUGUCAUUGGAUUGUUAAGAAAUAAACCAGGUGAUUUUUAUCUGUUCUUUCUUCAUCUUAGUACUUCACUUCAAUUUAAAACCCAAGUUAAAUUUAGAUUCAAAUUUUUCAAUUCAAAUCCUUAGACUGAAACUCGUGUCUUGAUAGUUUGAUAUUUUCUUGUGUCUAAUAUGUCUUCCUUCCAGGUGUUUUUCUUUAAAUGUACUAAUCCAAUAAAUGAGUAUGUUCCAGAUUGAUUAACUUGUAGGAAGUAUAAAUUAUGCAUAUGGAAUUUUAACGACCUCUCAAAUGCCUAUGAACGAACGACUGGAAUAGUAUAGAUUUAAAAAAAAUGAUUUAAGGAGAAGUAACACGUAUGAAGAAGUCAUAUUUGAGUCCCUUCUAUUGGUAUCUAACUAUAUAUAUUUAUAGAAUUGUACUAAUUUUUGUAUGGUUUAAGUUUGUUUCAGGAUAUUGUGAAAUCGACGGAAUGACAUUUACGUCCCUCGCUUGCCCUAUACAAUGGGAAAUACAAUUUCCCAUUCCAUCCCUUUGUGAUAAAUAGAUCUUUUUUAUAUCAGACCCCCAUAGAUAGACCUUUCAAAUUUUCUAGUCAGGACUUGUAAAAGAACCUUCUGAAUCCUGACCGAUAUGGUUAAUGGAGAAGCCUUCAAAUUUCUCACAAGUAGGAUUUAAAAAGGUACCAAGACUAGUGAUAGUUAGGAUCUAUAAAGAUCCUGUUCACGUCUCUGAUACAUAGGACCUAUAAAAGAAUGUUUUAUUUUGUUUAAAUUAAUUUAAAUUCAAGUUCGUUUCAGAAAUUUCUACAAGACUACUAGGAAGAUACAAAGUAUUUACAGAUACAUGUAUAAAGAAGAAUUUCACAAUGCACAACACUGAAGAUAUCAUAAAAUAAAAUUUCAUAAAAUACCCAUUCUCCCUGUCCCUUUAUUAUGUUUAAAUAUAUGGUAAUUAGAACUCACGAGAGUUCUGUAUUAGGUAGAACACAGAGGGGGUUUUGAAAUUCGUAGGUAAAACAAUUUUAAGCUGCUUUUGAUGCUUGCAAUGGUUUCAAUGCUUCCAAUGCUUUCAAUGCUUUCAAUGCCUGUAGUUAGAUUUGUAUUAAGUGCAUGCGUGAUUAUGGGUGGCAUGUGAAUGAUGAAGAAAAUUAGUAUAAUUCUUCAUGAUACGCAUUUUACCUUUUGUUAAACACUUUUAAGCGUCAAGUAUUCUUCAUUUCUUUGACAAUAAAGAUGUAAAAAGAAUAUACUGUCUCUUAAAGAAAUAUAAUUUAGUUUAAGAUUUAAUUUGUUUUUUACUUUUAGAUGUCGAAAUCGGUUUAGUUUCUCGCGUCAGUUUCCUUAAAGUUCCUUUUGGUUUGUCGUUUGCGCAGCGACCGAAGAAUCGAACGUUUCGCAAACGCACACGAAAAGUAGAAUUUGCUGUAAUUUUUUCUACGCAAAAGUAGUACAUUUUUGCGUAAAAGGAGGGUGGAUGGGAUCGUGGAUAGGGUGGGUCUCCACUCGCAGCAACCUCCACGUGGUGAGACCUGGACACUUAGUAUUAUUUCAUAUACAAUUGCUAACUGUAUCAUUAUAUGUGAUAGAAUUAUGAAUUGUAUUAUAAAUAAUAUUAUGAGCUGAUUGGCUGUGAUCGCGAUUGUAUCAUGUAGUUGGAGCAUUUGUUAGAUAGCUUCAUCGAUUUCUGCAUAAUCAUGGAUUUCUACCUCGUAGUUGUUUCAUACUGAAACAUUUCAAUAGUUAAUAAUAUCAUGUCUUUCCAAGUUUAUUCUACGAUAUAUUAAAUUCUACGUUUAAUUCUGUGUUAAAAUAAGCAACUUUUGCACAAGUAUUCGCAUUGUAGUUGUAUUGUUCACAAUCUCUUAAUAAUCUACACAAUAAAGUUUAAUCUUAAUUUCAAGCAUAAUCAACUGUUGUAACUUUCUUUUGUGAAUCAUUCAACAAUUCAUUAGAUCGUCUGCGUUUAUGCGUGUAACGAACGGAGAUCUCAUGGCUACUGGCUUUUAUCGUUUUCGAUUCGGUUGGGAUUAAAUAGAGGUUGAAAACUGAUAUGACAUGUAGAUAAUUUCUAUGUUCCCCUUAGCAAAUCGCAGAUGGCGUAAGAAACAAGUCUGGUCUUUUUCGAUGUCGGUAUUUCAGAACCCGUGAGACGUAAAUUCUCAUUUCGUCAAGUGUCGCGUAUAUCCUUUAUGUCGACGAUACGAUCCACUAAUUUGCCGAUCUACUGUUAAAAAUUGUUAGAAUGUUGGUAAAAUGUAGGCAAUAAAUACGAGCCAUGAAAAAGUAAAGGUCGCUAGUAUUGAUUCGUUUGUUACUUAGAAAGCGGUAGCUUGAGGGGCAUCGAGUUAUCGCAUCACCAAACAGAAAUUCUCUUACAUAACGACUGUUGCAAUACAUAAAUUUUCGAUAUCUGUCAAGGUGCUCCUUGACGAAAGUCCCUAUGACUUCACGAUCGACAGAUCUAACUAAUACAAUUACGAGGUGCUUCCAAGAAGGAGAUUCUAGUAUAAGGAUUCAGAAAUACGUGUCAAGGAUUUCUUCUUUAACCAACGAAACGACGAUACUUUGACUCGAACGAGUUGCAUAAAUUGAUUACACACAAUUACCAGAUAAACUCUUGCGUACAAGAUACUAGAAAUGCCCGGAAUGGAGAAUGUAACCAAUCUCGGUCUUCGAGUGGAGAAAUUCAAGAAAGAUUUCCUCAAGCAUUACCAGGCCAAGUUUCCAAUCUUGUUCCGUAUUUGUUUUGAUCCGAUAGGCACUCAUAAGAAGUCGCGUGCCUUUAUCGGUUUCUUGCUCGGAUUUUUUAUGGCUGUUCUUCUAUACGAAUGCAUUAUCGUCGACCUGCAGUUCGACGCGUAUACCAGCGUGUACCUUGGUGGUAUUUUGAUUACGAUGCUGUCAAUUGGAUGUGCCUUGUCGAUUCAGGUGAGGUGUAUUUCCAUCUUGACGAUACCAGCGUUUUUUGGCCGAGCGGGUCGAAGUAUGUUGAGAGCACUGAUUUUUGGAUACAUCAUUGCCGGACCAUUGUUUAAUUUAGUGUAUAACGCUAAAGAGGUGGUAAGAACAUUCGGCUGCACUACACAGUUGACGUACAACCUUACCAAGACAAGAUUUGAUUUAAUGUUCAAACCGUUUCAACAGGCGAUCCUUGCUAUGAAAGCGGAUGCAAAUGAGAUAAAAGACACGCUUUCUUCGGUGAGGGACUUAAUGAGCCCGAUUGUCGAAGAAGUGGAGGGGGAGGAAGAAAUGUUACGAUUAAAGGAGGAAAACGAUUAUUUGGACGAGUUGCAAGGUGAUACAAAAAGAAGCAAGGAAAUCGAAGAGAAGCACGAGAAAAAAAUUGAAGAAGCCAAAUCAGAUGCAGAAAUAUUUGAAGCUAAAUAUAAGAAAAAAAUCGAAGCUCGAUGCGAGGAGCAACUUAGUCGUGGUGCAGGAAGAUGUAGGGACAUGUUCGGCAAUGCUUACGACAAGUGUUACGAAGCAGUGAGCGUAUUUGUUGCUUGGCUGUUGUGUUGGCCGAUGAAAUUGACUUUCGUCUGUAAUCUGGUUCAAGCACUGGGUGGUUCUAGUAUCUGUGAUCCUGAAGGAAAGGUUGAUAGUGGCAUCGGCGAAGGAUACAUCGCUUUGAAAAGUGCUCGGGACGAAUUCAGCCGAAGCUUAAAGGACGCGAAGCUGCAGUACAAAGUGAGGAAGCCGCCGGUGAUUUUGGAUCUUCAGGAUUCGGCGUAUGCUGCCAGAGCGGUAAUACACGAAUUCACAGUGCGGAGAAGAUUGUUCCAGUCCGUGAUGACCAUCGUAAAAAGAUGCUUGUCCUUCGUGUUUCUAAAAAUCAUUCUCGACGCUCAGAGAUACCACGACGAAUAUUUGAAUGACAUUGAGUUCGACAAUAUAUAUGUGUCGCCCUAUUUCCGCAAGAUAGACGCAAGAAGAAGGGCACGUGGUAGUAUGACUCUGUUGCCGUUCAAGAAAAUCGAGAGGAGAAAGUUUGUUGAUCCUUACAGUGUGAAACCGAGCAAAACCGAAAGGUCUCAUUUGACUGGACAGAUAGUCAAAUUGCUUCUUGAGCUCAUCACGGCCAGUGUUUUCGUUAUUUUGGAUUGGUUAUUUUAUGAAGUGUUGGAUUUAAUCAGGAGGCACGCUUAUAUGGAGUACGCUCAGGCAGGUCACCACGACCUAAGUUUGGAAAUUCGCGGAACGGGGGUGAUCGCAUCAUUGAUCAGAAACGCGAUUCGCGGUUUCAACGUGAAGAAACGAAUUAAAACCGUGGUUUCGAACAGCGCGUGCCUUCCUCGACCCACGAAACUACCCGCUUACGUAAUCGUCAGGAUCUACGGUACCUUCAUCGCAGUUUUCCUCCUGAUCUUCGCGUCCAUCUACACUGAGAGAUUACGUCGUGGCAUUUGCUCGUUCUUUUAUCGAAGAAGAGAAAAGAGACGAGUAUUGUACCUGUACAACGAGAGUUUACGACGCAGGCUCUCGUACACCAAGUUCAUGAAGGCUAAGGUGAAGAAUAUGGUGAGAACGCGUCAUUUGGAGAACGAGGUGAAUUUCUGGUUGGCCGUGAGACUUAAAUGGCCGGAUCGUUUUGGAUGGCUCAAGUACUUCGCCUGUGCCAGGGAAAGAUGUUUAAUCUGCGGCGAUCCGGAGCCUAGAAAAGGGCCAAAGUACCGAGCAUGCAUCACUCCAGGCUGCCCCUUCUUGCAUUGCGCUGAAUGCUGGAGGGACGUAGGAAAGAUUUGCUACGCUUGCACUGAAUUUUCCGAUACAGAAACGGAAGAGUACGACACCCAACGCAGUGACUUUUAGUUCAGUUAACCCGCUGUCGACCAAGCAAUGGAAUAAUUCGUACAAAUUGCCUAAGCGCAACAUUAUUGAUAAACACAGUAACUCGCUCGACAUGUUUGAAAAAAUCCUUGAGACUCGCUUUUAUAAUCACAAUGUUGAAAUACAAUGAUAAGCAACAAAGAUUGCAAAUGAAAUGCUGAGUUAAUGCAACGUUAAUCUUUAAAGAAUUAAAGACUUGUUGAAGCUUUAUAACUAAAGACAUUAAUUAAUAAGCUUAAUUAUUGAAUUAUAUUAUAUGGAUGGUGGUACUGUAAUUAUAAUCAUUCUUUAUUUGUGUACUAGGAUACUAAUUAUUGAAUAUGAAUGCAUUAAUCCCUUA
Molecule: messenger RNA, 5677 nt
Organism: Bombus huntii
Lineage: Eukaryota; Metazoa; Arthropoda; Insecta; Hymenoptera; Apidae
Product: protein sneaky
Exons: 6
Coding region: 3148-5319 (723 amino acids)
Cellular component (GO): membrane
Source: RefSeq, a predicted model, not a curated record